GCUAACAGCGGUUUAGACUGGCUCAGAGUGACAGGUUUAGCGGAGUGACAGAGUUACUGGCUGGUCCAAGGAGAUUUCUCCGUCUGUGCGGUUCAGCCUGAGGAGGAUGGCGUAAUGACACGUCUCGGCUCUUCUGUGCUGCAUUAGCGUGAGAAGUGGACUCGAGGAUGCUGCUUGUUCUCCCCAGGAGGACGCUGGAGCGGCUUUCCGCCGCGCUGCUGUUCGGCGUUGUUCUCGCCGCGGUUAGCGCUAGCAUUCCAGUGAAACACUGCCCCGACUACAUAGACUGUGCCAGAGCGGGCCGUCAGUUCUGCAAACCUGGUUCCUCUCACUGCGGCCCGUGUGUAUCGUCGCUGCAGGAGGAUGAAGACGGCCACUGUGUAGAUCCAAACAGCCAUCAUUCUCAUCACAAUAAAGACGCUUCCCUUCCUGAUCUCGAUGAACAAAUUGACUACCUGUCUUCAGUCAUUGCCAAGCAGCAAGUCUCAGAUGUCAGGCAGUCAGACUCUUCUAAGCCGAAGAGUCAGUCCACACUGAAGAGUGCAUCUCAGUCGAGUACAGUAAAACCAGUCACACACAGUCCCUCCACCCCGACCCAGCAAACCUUCAAACCCCCCGUGGCUCAGACGAACGCUCCAGGCCGUGGUAAACACACCAGCAUGACCUUUCCAGAAGACGGCCUGCUCGUUAUCAUGAUGUCUGCAUUCAUCAUUUUGGGGACUGUGGCUCUCAUCGUGGCUGCUGUCUGUUGGUUUCGGAUACAGAGGGAAAGCCAUUUAACUUCAAAAGUGGAUUACCCUGCAUUUCAUGCGGUGGGAAGCAAUUCCUCUAACAACAACUCAUCGGGGGACAAGAAGCUGGCUCACAGUGCUCAGAUGUAUCACUACCAACAUCAGAAACAACAGAUGCUCUCAAUGGAAAAACACAAAGUUGAACCCAAAGUCCCUGAACCUGGAGUUCCAUCAGAUGAGGAAACUGAAGAAGGAGACUUCACUGUAUACGAGUGUCCUGGACUUGCACCGACUGGAGAGAUGGAAGUGAAGAAUCCACUGUUUGACGACUCUUCUUUACAGAACGGAAGGAAUCACAAGUGACAUGGAUGCUUACACAGACAAACACACACUGCACAAUACAUCCAGAAGUUUCAUUUUCACUCGAGAGAGUAUUACUAAUAUACCUGCACACCUUUAAUACAUAUAAAAACACACACCCAAACUAAACAUAUCCAACACCGGACAAUGACUUGAUGACUUUUAUUAGCUCAGCUCCUCAGAACAAAUAUAAUAGGGAAGUACUAUUAAAAACCAAAACCCGAAAGAGGAUGAAGACUGGAUGAAAAUAAAAGCAACGGUUGAAAAUGAACUCUUAAUGCACUCUUAAUGAGCACCGUGCACCCAGACAGCCUACAAAAUCUUCAACUCUGCACGGCUCCGCACGUUCCUCAUUUUACCUUGUUUUUCAGUCAGUCAUCCCUCGUUUAUUUUUUGUGCAGAUUAUGAUAUUAGUUAACAUGCCUUUUUCAGUUUUCAAUGUAAUUUGUGUCUUUACUGUGAAGCUGCUUCAUAAGUCUUUCACUCAUAUUUUGAAUGAAUGUGUUUUACACACAUAUACUACGUUAUUUCAUGAAUAUAACCUUUACCACUGAUGAGCUCAGAUGUUUUUUUUUAGGAAAAAAAUGCCACUUUCGUGUUUUUAUGCCGCUUUUCUACAGUUCUGUAGUGCUCUUCUCUUAUAGGUAUCUGAAGGCUUUGAAUUUUUCUUCUACCUGUUUUUCUCCACUGUUAUCCUUUUCUUGUCUACCUCUCUCUUUCACACUUGCCCCUUUUGUCUCUUGAUGUGUAGGCUUCUAUUCAGAUAGAAUAAUGAACAGACUUUUUGUGUAUAUAAGUGUCACUGAGGUGUCACAUACUCCAGUCGCUUUAGUAUUAAUAAAUAACCUUGUUAAAGAGGCGUUUUGUUUGACUUGGCUGAAAGUCAAAGCUGUGCUGAACCCUGACAUGGAAACAGCACCAUCAACUAAUAUGAGCAUCAAAGAUGGAAAUGCUUUUCUACACAGAAUUAUAUAUAAAAAUGAAAUCUACAAAUUUUUGCAUUUUUUUAAACUUAUUUUUUUUAAUCGAUUUUCAACAUACAUACGGUUUGUUGUUUUAUUUUAUUAUUAACCACUGCUGUUAUGCUGUAUGCUAGGGCAAAUCUUUCAAUGUUCAGCCCAUGAGCAAAAAAUCAUCAGUAAACUUAACUUUAUUGUUCCGUA
Pangasianodon hypophthalmus (striped catfish) is the source of this 2254-nucleotide messenger RNA. RefSeq names its product neural proliferation, differentiation and control, 1a (gene npdc1a). The coding region runs from base 168 to 1094 and encodes 308 amino acids. The transcript is spliced from 9 exons. The record is from RefSeq and is a predicted model, not a curated record. NCBI's taxonomy places the organism in Eukaryota, Metazoa, Chordata, Actinopteri, Siluriformes, Pangasiidae. Gene Ontology annotation, cellular component: membrane.